Messenger RNA from Umbelopsis ramanniana AG, 3641 nucleotides. RefSeq lists its product as uncharacterized. The transcript is spliced from 15 exons. The coding region runs from base 44 to 3586 and encodes 1180 amino acids. The record is from RefSeq and is a predicted model, not a curated record. Gene Ontology annotation, cellular component: endosome membrane; AP-3 adaptor complex; membrane coat. Lineage: Eukaryota; Fungi; Mucoromycota; Umbelopsidomycetes; Umbelopsidales; Umbelopsidaceae. Gene Ontology annotation, biological process: protein targeting to vacuole; Golgi to vacuole transport.
UACAAACUCUGGCCGCUGUAGCAGCUUCUUUGACGAGUUCAGCAUGUUUGAAAAGUCCCUGACUGACCUCAUUCGAGGUAUCAGAGCAAACAAGAAGAACGAACAGAAAUAUAUCAGCGCAUGCUUGCAAGAGAUUCGCAACGAGGUCAAAGCCAACGACAUUGAUGUGAAGGCCAACGCCAUUGCCAAGUUGACCUACCUUCAAAUGUUUGGAUACGACAUGUCAUGGGCAUCCUUCCAUGUCGUUGAAGUCAUGUCUUCUCCAAAGUUCCUGCAUAAGCGAACAGGAUACCUUGCCGCCGCUCAAUCAUUCCAACAAGACACCGAUGUUCUUAUGCUAUGCACCAACUUGACCAAAAAGGACAUUGCAUCGCCCAUUGCGCUAGAUGUCAGCGUGACAAUUAACGGAUUGUCGCACUUCCUUACUCCUGAUCUUGCGCAAGUGCUGUGUCAGGAUUUGGUUUCCAUGUUGAAUCACUCUAAACCCUACAUUCGAAAGAAGGUGGUCUUGGUGCUUUACAAGGUGUUUUUGAAGUUCCCGGACGGUUUGAGAUUAAGUUUCCCGCGCCUGAAGGACAAGCUGGAAGAUCCAGAUCCAUCUGUUGUUUCCGCUGCUGUUAAUGUCAUUUGCGAAUUGGCGCGAAAGAACCCUAAGAACUACCUUUCAUUAGCUCCCCAAUUGUACAAGUUGUUGACUACAUCUUCCAACAACUGGAUGCUUAUCAAAAUCAUAAAGCUGUUUGGUGCUUUAACACCAUUGGAACCAAGACUCGUCAAGAAGUUGUUGCCAUCUAUCACAUCGCUCAUUCAAACCACACCCGCCAUGUCUCUUCUUUAUGAAUGUAUAUAUACUGUUAUCAUUGGUGGGUUCUUUGAGCACGCCGGAGAUGCCGCCAACUCACUUGCCGCCACAUGUGCCAACAAACUUCGUACUUUCUUGGAAGACCCCGAUCAGAACUUAAAAUACAUCGGUCUCUUGGCGAUGGGACGAUUGUUGGAAACCCAUCCUAGACUCGUGGCUGAACACCGAGACUUGAUUAUGGAGUGCAUUGACGAUGCUGAUUUGAGCAUUCGCUUGAGAGCACUCGAUAUUGUUGUUGGCAUGGUCAACCGCAAGAAUCUGGUUGAUAUUGUCAAGCGCUUGGUGGCACAUCUUGUUCCAGCCAACGAUGCAGAUGGUGAUCCGUCUUCAUCUUUCCCUCCCCCAUCCGCAGUGGUCGACCCACAAUAUCGAGCUGAUAUCAUCCAUCGUAUCAUCUUCAUUUGCAGUCAAAACUCGUACCACAAUGUGACCAAUUUUGAAUGGUACAUCACCAUAUUAGUUGGCCUCACCUAUGUCCCUGAUGUCAGCGUUGGGGAUCUCCUGACCAGCCAAAUUAUGGAUGUAGGCGUUCGAGUAAAGAGCGCUCGCGAAUUCAGUGUCAAACAAAUGUUCCGAAUUUUAUCCGACAAACAUUUUUAUGAAAAUGUGAAUCUUCGCAACUCUAACAUUGACGUGUUAUAUGCCGCAGCUUGGAUUUGUGGAGAGUAUUCAAGAUUUUUGGAAGAUAUACCAGCUACCCUUGAAUGCAUGCUCAACCCAGCUGUCAUUAAGCUGCCAGCCUCGACACAAGCUGUUUUUGUCCAGAAUAUCAUCAAAAUAUAUUCCUACUGGAUCCAAAGUUUGGCGGAAGAUUGGAACUUCGAGGUUCAGUCUGAGUUUGUCAAGAUAACCGAGAUCAUUCAAGAGAAAAUUUUGAUGUUCUGUCGCAGCGCCGACCUUGAAGUCCAAGAGAGGGCAAUGAACGUGCGCGAAAUCUUCGCCUUGAUUUUGGAAAGAGUACCAAACGAGCCUGCAGCUAACGGCAUGCACUCUGUCCUUGCCGAGAUGCCAAAUCUUUUCUGCGCCUAUGAAUUGAACCCUGUCGCUCCAAAGGCGCAAAAGAAAGUGCCUAUCCCUGAAGGACUGGAUCUCGAUCGAUGGAUCAACGAGCCGCUUCCAGAGCUAACGGAUGACAGUGAUUUGGAAGAUCGAUCAUUAAGCACGCCAAGCAUUGAGUAUGAAUCCAGCGAGAAGGCAACUAAGCGACGGAAAAAGGGAAGAAAAGUCGAGGUUGACAGUAGUGAUGACGAAGAUGAGAAAGUCAGACGGCGGAAUGCCAGGAUGGAGGCUCGCAAAGGGGAUCCAUUUUAUAUCAUGUCUGACACCAAAGCCAAAUCACCAGCCAAUCGACUGGAUAACGAUAUAGAUGAUGUGGAUUCCAUACCGAUCGUGAAACUAACCAUGGAUGACUUUGACCCAGUCGGUAAGAAGGGACAAAAGAAGACAAAGAAAUCCAAGAGCAAAUCCCGACGAGCUGCUAGUCCGCCACCACCACCGCCAGUUUAUGCUGAAGAAGAUGCGCCAGAAAACGCUGCACCAGACUCUGCUGACGAAGAAGAAACAAAGAAGGGAGCCAAAUUGGGCAAAAAGUUUACGGCUUAUCGAGGGAAUGCUUCAUCCAACGUCUUUAGCUCAGAAGACGUUAGCUUGAACUCUGUAGAUCUCUCACAACCUGUCGGUGAAGAUGAAAAGCUGCCCCAGCUUCAAGCUUACAUGAGUCCUGAAGAGGUACAGCGACGAGAGCAGAUGAGAUUUAAAGCUGAGAGGAAGGCUGCUCUUGAGAGCAAAGCAUCGGAAAAGAAAUUAAAAAGCGCUGAAAAAGCACACAAGUCAUCGAAGAAGAGUACUAGCAAGUCUGAAAAGGUUGAAUCUGGUAAGAAGAAGAAGAAGUCUUCUAGCAAAAAGAAAUCUGCUGUUGAAGAUGAACUCAGCAUACCUUCACCACAUGAUGAUGGCAUCUCUGCUGUUUCCGUUGACGUUGAACAACCAUGGGGCCCAAGCUUAGAAGCUGCGUUCAACAAUGACGAUCUUGAAAUUAUGUAUGGUAUUAAACUUCUCACUCAACAAGAAGGCGACACACCUUGCAUUGAAGUCAAAUAUGUCAUCACCAACAAGUCGUCGACUUCUACUUUGGAAAACAUUCAGUUGACACCAACAGAGUCAGUUGACUUUGAGCGUGUUGACAGCGACAAUGUUACCAGCAGCUUGACACCACACGCGACGGCUGAAACAAGCUACCGAUUCAAUGUGAAAGCGGCACCCCAACAGUCUUUGGCCAUGAGUUUCCAGCUUCAAUACGAUGCAGAAUCAAGCCAAGCAGAAACGUUCAGCAUAGAAGUCACAGUUGCGACGUUCAUGCUUGAAAAUGCACAAUUAGAUCCAUCUGGAUUUGCCGACAUGCUAGCCAGUAGAGGUCAUGAAUUUGGCCACCGAAGCUCAGCAACAGUGAUACUUCCUAUACCCAAUGACAAGCCCGUUGAAGAAGUAUUAAUGCAAGGACUAGAAAUGAUAUCUCGAACCACCCGGUUACAUGUGGUGGAGAUGGUGCCAGGAGCGGCCUCCUUGUACGGUAAAAGUGUUCAAGGAAUUGAAGUUGCAGGUCUGCUCAAGUACUCUAUUACUGGUGAAGAAGAGGACCAAAGUGCAGCGAUGCGACUGGAGAUAAAAUGUACUGAUGGCGAUUUUGCCGAUGCCUUGGCUGCCAAAGUCUCCAACAUGUCUUAGAUAAUUGCCCUACAUUUCUUUAUAAUAAACUCGAAUACCAUAUGUCCUGCAUGAA